Molecule: messenger RNA, 1789 nt
Organism: Oryza sativa Japonica Group (Japanese rice)
Lineage: Eukaryota; Viridiplantae; Streptophyta; Magnoliopsida; Poales; Poaceae
Product: glyceraldehyde-3-phosphate dehydrogenase GAPCP1, chloroplastic
Biological process (GO): glucose metabolic process
Molecular function (GO): NAD binding; oxidoreductase activity, acting on the aldehyde or oxo group of donors, NAD or NADP as acceptor; NADP binding
Source: RefSeq, a predicted model, not a curated record
AAACAAAAGAGGCACAGAAAGAAAAAAAACCUACAAGUAAUAAUAAAGCCAUAAACAACUCCGCCCGAGGCCGAGAUACCGGGAGACGCAUCACGGAACCACGCCGCCGACGACGACCCCCGCCGCCGCACAACUCCGCUCGCCGUCUCCUCCGCCCCCGCCUCCAUUCCGCCGCCUUCCUUAGAGGAAGCCAAGUUUCCAGCGCCGCCGCACCUGCAUGGCGUCGCUCGCCGUCCCCCUCCGCGCUUCCGCCACCCCGGCCAUCGCCGGCACCGGCAGCGGCGGCGGAUCACGCGCCGCCGACCCCGUCAAGGUGUCGUGCGUUAGGAGCAAGGUUACCUGCGGUUUUCCUUCCGUUGGGGCUUCGUCUUCACUUGCUAGCAGCGUUGAGCCGGUGAGAGCAACUGCUACACAAGCACCCCUUGCCACCCAUCAAUCUUCUAGCACGGAGAAGACAAAGGUUGGCAUCAAUGGAUUUGGACGGAUUGGGAGGUUGGUUCUACGAAUUGCAACUAAUAGAGAUGACAUUGAAGUUGUGGCUGUUAAUGAUCCUUUUAUCGAUGCUAAGUACAUGGCUUAUAUGUUCAAGUAUGAUUCGACACAUGGUCCAUUUAAAGGCACCAUAAAGGUUGUGGAUGAGUCAACCUUGGAGAUUAAUGGGAAGAAAAUUUCAGUUACAAGCAAAAGAGAUCCCUCAGAUAUUCCUUGGGGAAACUUUGGAGCUGAAUAUGUUGUUGAAUCAUCUGGUGUUUUUACAACAACUGAGAAAGCAUCAGCACACUUAAAGGGUGGUGCAAGGAAAGUAGUGAUAUCUGCUCCAUCCGCAGAUGCUCCUAUGUUUGUAGUCGGAGUAAAUGAGAAGAAUUACAACCCCAGCAUGAAUGUUGUCUCUAAUGCAAGUUGUACUACCAACUGUCUUGCGCCCCUUGCCAAGAUUGUCCACGAGGAAUUUGGCAUAGCUGAGGGCCUCAUGACAACUGUCCAUGCUACAACAGCCACCCAAAAGACUGUCGACGGUCCUUCAAUGAAAGAUUGGAGGGGAGGACGGGGUGCUAGUCAGAACAUCAUCCCUAGUUCUACUGGCGCAGCAAAGGCUGUUGGAAAGGUCCUUCCAGCAUUAAACGGGAAACUCACUGGUAUGGCCUUCCGAGUUCCUACACCUAACGUCUCUGUAGUUGACUUGACAUGCCGUCUUGAGAAAAGUGCUUCUUAUGAGGAUGUGAAAGCAGCUAUCAAGGAAGCCUCAGAAGGUUCUUUGAAAGGUAUUUUAGGCUACACAGAUGAGGACGUCGUUUCGAAUGAUUUCAUUGGUGACACCAGGUCUAGCAUAUUUGAUGCCAAGGCUGGAAUUGGCUUAAGUUCUUCUUUCAUGAAGCUCGUCUCUUGGUACGACAACGAGUGGGGCUACAGCAACCGGGUCUUGGAUUUGAUCGGGCACAUGGCUCUCGUCAACGCUAAGCCCUGAUGCCAUUGAUAACAGCAGAUGCCCUAGUAAUGUAGGAAGAGAAGGCUGCAAACUUGAUGGCCCCUUCUGUAUCUCGGAAUUAUAUUAAGCACACCGAACAAAACCAUUGCCGACAUGAAGAUACAUGCUGUGUUGUGAUAAUCCGAGCUUAUUUUUGGCCUGUUUGAAUUUUGUUAUUUUGUUGUGCGACACAUGGACUCCAUGAGUUGGGGUGAAUGAAGCAAGUAGUAACACACUGCUUGCACACAAAACAAACAGACCUGAUUUCCUACACUUGGUAUGGUGCAUUAACGUACACCAUGGAAUGGAUCGAUAUCUCCAAAA